Molecule: messenger RNA, 463 nt
Organism: Xyrichtys novacula (pearly razorfish)
Lineage: Eukaryota; Metazoa; Chordata; Actinopteri; Labriformes; Labridae
Source: the annotation of a GenBank genome assembly
AUGACGAGGACGCAGCGGUGAGUGAACCUCCAGCUCAGGCUGCCAGAAACUGCCGGAGUGACCAGUGGAGUGGCAGCGUACUGCAUCCUUCAGGAGUCCAAGUCGCGGUCUGGAGAGACUGGUGGUGGUGGCAGCCGACAAGCGAGUUUCAGAGGGCUGGGCUCAGGGCUCACCAGUGGGUGCAGUCCGGGCGCCGCCGGGCACUGACGGGGAGGAGUCCCCCCUGCUAGCGCGGGGCAGCACCCGGGGGCCGUUGCACGUUGGUGGGGAGGUGGUCUUCACGCCCACGUCCAAUGGCGACCAGGAGGUAGCUGGACCAGAGGGGGCCGGCCCAGGUUUAGUGGUGGUCGGAGGUGCAGCUGCAGGGCGGUCCGAGGCGUCGGGCGAGCCAUGGUCGGGCGUCUGGGCAGCUAGCAGGCUGGAGGAGGAGGCCACGUCUCGCCCAGAAUGCCAGCUGCGAUAG